Molecule: messenger RNA, 570 nt
Organism: Dovyalis caffra
Lineage: Eukaryota; Viridiplantae; Streptophyta; Magnoliopsida; Malpighiales; Salicaceae
Source: the annotation of a GenBank genome assembly
AUGGGAGAAGGAAAAGGGUCGACUCUGGUUCACCUUCUAGUGGUGGUUCUAAGUCUGGUUGCAUUUGGGUUCGCCAUUGCAGCUGAAAGACGUAGAAGCAUUGGCCAUAUUGAAAAAGAUGCAACAAAUGCUACAUACUGUGUCUACAACUCUGAUGUUGCAACUGGCUAUGGAGUGGGCGCUUUCUUAUUUCUUCUUUCAAGUGAAUCACUAUUGAUGGGUGUUACAAAAUGCAUGUGUUUUGGUAGAUCAUUAGCCCCUGGCGGAGAUCGAGCAUGGUCCAUCAUUUUUUUUGUUUCAUCAUGGGCGACUUUUCUGGUUGCAGAAGCAUGUUUAAUUGCAGGUGCAAAGAAAAAUGCGUACCAUACAAAGUAUCGUGGGAUGAUCUAUGCUCAAAACUUCACCUGUGAAACAUUGCGGAAAGGCGUUUUUAUUUCCGGGGCAGUGUUUGUGGUGGCAACAAUGAUUCUCAAUGUAUACUACUACAUUUAUUUCUCCAAAGCUACUGUCACUAAGGCAGGGCACAAAACAAAUGGUACAAGUUCUGUUGGGAUGACUGGCUAUGCUUAG